Esox lucius (northern pike) is the source of this 1672-nucleotide messenger RNA. It is a transcript of the gene cnga4, whose product is annotated as cyclic nucleotide gated channel subunit alpha 4. Gene Ontology annotation, molecular function: intracellularly cGMP-activated cation channel activity; protein-containing complex binding; cGMP binding. Gene Ontology annotation, biological process: monoatomic cation transmembrane transport. Gene Ontology annotation, cellular component: plasma membrane; intracellular cyclic nucleotide activated cation channel complex. The transcript is spliced from 8 exons. Bases 143 to 1672 code for a protein of 509 amino acids. Lineage: Eukaryota; Metazoa; Chordata; Actinopteri; Esociformes; Esocidae. The record is from RefSeq and is a predicted model, not a curated record.
GGAGAAGGGGGAGAAGGAGGAGAAGGGGGAGAGGAAACAGGAGAGUGAAGAUGUGAAAAGGGCCCUGGCAAAGCCCAAAGUGAACUGGAGAGAGUGGGUGAUUGACCCAUCAGAGGAGUUUUAUUAUGGAUGGCUUCAGGUCAUGAUCGUUCCUGUCUUCUACAACUGGGUCAUCCUCAUCUGCAGGACGUGCUUCAAGGAGAUAGAUCAACAAUACCUGACAUUGUGGCUUACACUUGACUACCUAUCUGACCUUUUAUAUGUGGCAGAUACCUUCAUCAAAUUUCACACUGGCUACCUGGAGCAGGGCAUCCUGGUGAGGGACAGGGCCCGUCUACAAAAGCGCUACCUCCACUCCUCGCGCUUCCGGUGGGACCUGGCGUCCCUGUUGCCCACAGACCUCCUCUACCUGUGGGUCGGCAUUCACCAGCCCCUGGUGCGAGUCAACCGCUUCCUGCGCACCUCCCGCGUCAAUGAAGCUGUGGACCGCAUAGAGACCCGCACCUCCUACCCCAACGUCUUCCGCAUCUCCAAGCUCAUGCUCUACAUCUUCGUGCUCCUCCACUGGAACGCCUGCCUCUACUUCGCCCUGUCCCGCUACAUCGGUUUCGGGUCGGACCACUGGGUCUACCCGGACACCUCGGACCCGGAGUUUGCCGCGGUGAGGCGCCAGUACUACUACUGCUUCUGGUUCUCCGUGCUGAUCUUGACCACGGUGGGCGACACGCCGCAACCCACGUGCGAAGAGGAGUUCCUGUUCAUGAUUGCAGACCUGCUGAUUGCCGUGCUGGUGUUUGCCUAUGUUGUGGGGGACGUGGGGAACGUCAUCACCAACCUCAGGGACAGGGACAACGUCUUCUUUCCAAACCAUGAGCUGGUCAAGAGCUAUCUGCGCAACAGGUACAUCAGCAAGGAGCUGCGUAAACGUGUGAACGACUGGUACCAGCACUUGUAUAUCAACCGUAAGAUAACGCGGGAGAACGAGAUCCUGCGGCAGCUUCCCGUUCAACUGCAGACAGAGAUCGCUGUGAGCGUGCACCUGCCCACUCUUUCCAAAGUCACCAUCUUCCAGAACUGUGAGACCAGCUUGCUGGAGGAGCUGGUUCUCAAACUCACCCCACAGGUGUACAGCCCUGGGGAAUAUGUCUGCAGGAAGGGGGAUGUAGGACACGAGAUGUACAUCAUCAAGGAGGGAAAACUGGCUGUGGUGGCCGACGACGGGGUCACCGAGUACGCUGUGCUUAGUGACGGCAAUUUCUUUGGCGAGAUCAGCAUCCUCAACAUCAAAGGGAACAAAUCAGGCAACCGUCGGACAGCCAACAUACGCAGCAUCGGCCACUCCGACCUGUUCAGCCUGUCCAAGGAGGACCUGACGAAUGUGCUGUCCGAGUUCCCGGCCGCUAAGAGACACCUGGAGGAGAAGGGCCGUCAGAUCCUCACUAAGAUGGGCAUGCUGGUGGAGGCCGUGUCGGGCGAGGAGGAACAGGAGCGGAUGCAGGCCAAGGUGGAGAGGCUGGAGGGUUGCCUGAACGCCCUGCAAACCAAGCUGGCUCGUCUGAUGGCCGAGCUGGAGUCCAGCAAUCACAAGCUCCUGGCCAGAGUGGGGCAACUGGAAUUUGAGAUGGAAGGCUGGACAGACUCCAUGUCUGAGGAGGAGGUAAGCAGUUACUGA